UGGCAUUUGAUCCAUAUGAAUCGUAUGCUCGAGAUAUUUUACGACCGGGUUUUCAUGAUCGUUUCCUUAGUCAGUUAUCAAAGCCUGGGGCUGCGCUUUAUUUGCAGUCAAUAGGCGAAGGUUUCAAAGAAGCUGUCCAAUAUGUUUUACCCAGACUACUUCUAGCCCCUGUUUACCACUGUCUGCAUUACUUUGAACUUUUGAAGCAGUUAGAAGAAAAAAGUGAAGAUCAAGAAGACAAGGAAUGUUUAAAACAAGCAAUAACAGCUUUGCUUAAUGUUCAGAGUGGCAUGGAAAAAAUAUGUUCUAAAAGUCUUGCAAAACGAAGACUGAGCGAGUCUGCAUGUCGGUUUUACAGUCAGCAAAUGAAGGGGAAGCAACUAGCAAUCAAGAAAAUGAACGAGAUUCAGAAGAAUAUCGAUGGCUGGGAGGGAAAAGACAUUGGACAGUGUUGCAAUGAGUUCAUAAUGGAAGGAACUCUUACACGUGUAGGAGCCAAGCACGAGAGACACAUAUUUCUCUUUGAUGGCUUAAUGAUUUGCUGUAAAUCAAAUCAUGGGCAGCCAAGACUUCCUGGUGCUAGCAAUGCAGAAUAUCGUCUUAAAGAAAAGUUUUUUAUGCGAAAGGUACAAAUUAAUGAUAAAGAUGACACCAAUGAAUACAAGCAUGCUUUCGAAAUAAUUUUAAAAGAUGAAAAUAGUGUUAUAUUUUCUGCCAAGUCAGCUGAAGAGAAAAACAAUUGGAUGGCAGCAUUGAUAUCUUUACAGUACCGAAGUACAUUGGAGAGGAUGCUUGAUGUAACAAUGCUUCAGGAAGAGAAGGAGGAGCAGAUGAGGCUGCCUGGUGCCGAUGUGUAUAGAUUUGCAGAGCCUGACUCUGAAGAGAAUAUCAUAUUUGAGGAGAACGUGCAGCCCAAGGCUGGGAUUCCAAUCAUCAAAGCAGGAACUGUUGUUAAACUGAUAGAGAGGCUCACAUACCAUAUGUACGCAGAUCCCAAUUUCGUUCGGACAUUUCUUACAACAUACAGAUCCUUUUGCAAACCUCAAGAACUACUGAGUCUUAUAAUAGAAAGGUUUGAAAUUCCAGAGCCUGAGCCAACAGAAGCUGAUCGCAUAGCUAUAGAAAAUGGAGAUCAACCCUUGAGUGCAGAACUAAAAAGAUUUAGAAAAGAAUAUAUACAACCUGUACAACUGCGAGUAUUAAAUGUGUGUCGGCACUGGGUAGAGCACCACUUCUAUGAUUUUGAAAGAGAUGCAGAUCUUUUGCAACGAAUGGAGGAAUUUAUUGGAACAGUAAGAGGUAAAGCAAUGAAGAAAUGGGUUGAAUCCAUAACUAAGAUAAUCCAGAGGAAAAAAAUGGCAAGAGACAAUGGACCAGGUCAUAAUAUCACAUUUCAGAGUUCGCCUCCCACAGUUGAGUGGCACAUAAGCAGACCUGGGCAUGUAGAGACUUUUGACCUGCUCACCUUACACCCCAUAGAAAUUGCUCGACAACUCACUUUACUUGAAUCCGAUCUAUACCGAGCUGUACAGCCGUCAGAAUUAGUUGGAAGUGUGUGGACAAAAGAAGACAAAGAAAUUAAUUCUCCUAAUCUUCUGAAAAUGAUCAGACACACCACUAAUCUUACUCUGUGGUUUGAGAAAUGUAUUGUUGAAACUGAAAAUUUAGAAGAAAGAGUAGCUGUGGUGAGUCGAAUAAUUGAGAUUCUACAAGUCUUUCAAGAGCUGAACAACUUUAAUGGUGUCCUUGAGGUUGUCAGUGCCAUGAACUCAUCACCUGUUUACAGACUAGACCACACAUUUGAGCAAAUACCAAGUCGCCAAAAGAAAAUUUUAGAAGAAGCUCAUGAAUUGAGUGAAGAUCAUUAUAAGAAAUAUUUGGCAAAACUCAGGUCUAUUAAUCCACCAUGUGUGCCUUUCUUUGGAAUUUAUCUCACUAAUAUCUUGAAAACAGAAGAAGGCAACCCUGAGGUCCUAAAAAGACAUGGAAAAGAGCUUAUAAACUUUAGCAAGAGAAGGAAAGUAGCAGAGAUAACCGGAGAGAUCCAGCAGUACCAAAACCAGCCUUACUGUUUACGCGUAGAAUCAGACAUCAAAAGGUUCUUUGAAAACUUGAAUCCAAUGGGAAAUAGCAUGGAAAAAGAAUUUACAGAUUAUCUUUUCAACAAAUCCCUAGAAAUAGAACCACGAAACCCUAAGCCUCUCCCAAGAUUUCCAAAAAAAUAUAGCUAUCCCCUAAAAUCUCCUGGUGUUCGUCCAUCAAACCCGAGACCAGGUACCAUGAGGCACCCCACACCUCUGCAGCAGGAGCCAAGGAAAAUCAGCUACAGCAGGAUCCCCGAAAGUGAAACAGAAAGCACAGCGUCUGCACCAAACUCGCCGAGGACACCGCUAACGCCGCCUCCUGCAUCUGGUGCAUCCAGUGCCACCGAUGUUUGCAGCGUGUUUGAUUCGGAUCAUUCGAGCCCUUUUCACUCAAGCAACGAUACCGUCUUUAUCCAAGUUACACUGCCCCAUGGCCCAAGAUCUGCUUCAGUGUCAUCUAUCAGCCUAACCAAGGGCACCGAUGAUGUGCCCGUCCCCCCUCCUGUUCCUCCUCGAAGACGACCAGAAUCUGCCCCAGCAGAGUCUUCGCCAUCGAAGAUUAUGUCUAAGCACUUGGACAGCCCCCCCGCCAUCCCUCCCAGGCAGCCCACGUCAAAAGCCUAUUCGCCGCGCUACUCCAUCUCAGACCGGACCUCUCUCUCAGACCCUCCUGAGAGCCCCCCCUUGCUGCCGCCACGAGAGCCCGUGAGGACACCCGACGUUUUCUCCAGCUCACCACUACAUCUCCAGCCUCCCCCCUUGGGCAAAAAAAGCGACCACGGCAACGCCUUCUUCCCCAACAGCCCCUCCCCCUUCACACCGCCUCCUCCCCAGACGCCGUCUCCUCACGGCACGAGAAGGCACCUGCCGUCACCACCACUAGCGCAGGACGUGGAGCUCCACGCCGUGGCCGGGCCGCCCGUUCCUCCGCGGCAGAGCACUUCUCAGCAUAUCCCCAAACUCCCUCCAAAAACUUACAAAAGGGAGCACACGCACCCCUCCAUGCACAGAGACGGCCCGCCCCUGCUGGAGAAUGCCCACUCCUCCUGAGCGCCUCUGUCCCGGGACGUGUGUGGUCCCAGCCCAGAUCCAUUGCUGGCGAUGGAUGCACUGAGUGUGCCAGCACUGAGGAGCUAGAGGAGAACUCCAAACACUAAGGACUCUGCGUCAAGACGCAGUGUGAGACCAUGAAUUUUAACCUGAACGUGACUAUCCGAUGAAAUGGUGUUCCGGUUGCGAGUACGGAAAGACUGAUCGAGAGGAACUGGACGACUGAUUGCACCUGAAAAUCGCGUCACGGGACGUUUUCCGGCCAAUAGGCAGGAGUCCUCUUUUGUGAAGUGAUCUUUAUCGUUAAAGGGAUGGAAAACACAGUCUAGUGUCCAGCAGGCCCACGUGAUGACAGUUUUUUGUAACUCAAAAUAUUAUGCACUUUUAAAAAAAUCUUAAACAGGGAUCUUAAUAUCCUCCUUUGUUUUCCUUUGCUUUACUCUUCUACUUUAGAAUAUUUUCUUAAAAAAUCACUCAAAGGACUGUGAGGAAAGGCUGUGGUACCUGACCUUGUCACAAUCAAGGCCCAGCACUGUACUACAGUCCUGUUUACAGAUUAUUACAGUGACUCGAAUGGGUACCGAGGCUUCACCAAAGAGGUACUUUUUUGUUGUUUUUUUUUUAAAGAAUAAUUAUACCAAUUUUAAGAGCAUUCCCCCCUCCUACCCCACACACCCAAACAAAAUGUGGUGGUGUUGCCUUCAAACAAGAGAAGUUUUGUGUCAUUAACGUGACAGAAGAACUUUUUUUUAAAUGUAACUGUCAAGUAUACUGUUUGCAUCUAGGAGACUGUUAAUCUCUGCUAGAUUGUCAUUCUCCCUGUCUCCUACAAAGGUUUACUGGUCAUCCAUGCCAUGGCUCAUAGCUGUCCUCUAACCGCACCAUGGAAACGCAGGCACGUGAUGAGGAAAGAAGCACUUGCUGGGCCUCCCUGACACCACUCAUGUGUUACUAGUAGCUGGGUAACCGGCAUACCCAGAAUUACCUUGCAUUGCCUAAGUCAUGUGUAUAUAGUGAAUGUUAUAUAAUAUACCUGGCAGGUCUGUUUUAAUUUAAUUAAAUAAAGAUACAAAUACUUUGUUUGGCUGGCAUAUAUUAAAUUAUUAUAUGGAGAAAA
Carlito syrichta (Philippine tarsier) is the source of this 4251-nucleotide messenger RNA. It is a transcript of the gene SOS1, whose product is annotated as SOS Ras/Rac guanine nucleotide exchange factor 1. Gene Ontology annotation, cellular component: plasma membrane. Lineage: Eukaryota; Metazoa; Chordata; Mammalia; Primates; Tarsiidae. Gene Ontology annotation, biological process: positive regulation of GTPase activity; Ras protein signal transduction. Gene Ontology annotation, molecular function: guanyl-nucleotide exchange factor activity. Bases 291 to 3134 code for a protein of 947 amino acids. The record is from RefSeq and is a predicted model, not a curated record. The transcript has 17 exons.